Molecule: messenger RNA, 1113 nt
Organism: Rotaria sordida
Lineage: Eukaryota; Metazoa; Rotifera; Eurotatoria; Philodinida; Philodinidae
Source: the annotation of a GenBank genome assembly
AUGAUGCGUCUUCUUAUAUUUUUCUUCGUCGUUUUUAUUUGUGAGAAAGGAACCGGAACAAUAUAUCAAUGUAAUACAAAUGCUUCAUGUGGAUGUUCAACUUCAUCUACUCUUGUAACACGUAUUAUUGGUGGUGAAAUUGCAGUUCGACAAUCUUGGUCAUGGAUUGUUUCUGUUCGUUCUCAUGGAGAACACAUAUGUGGAGGAUCAAUUCUUUCACCAUCAUUCAUUAUUACUGCUGCUCAUUGUUUCAAAUACACAACUGAUUUAGCAAGUAUCACUAUUCUUGCUGGAUCACUAACUGUAAAAUCUUCAUUGAAUGAUUCAUCUCAAGUUCGUUCAAUUGCUCAACUCUACAAACAUCCUAAUUAUGACUCUUCUUUAUUGACAAAUGAUUUGGCUCUUCUUCGACUGUCUAGUCCAUUGAAUAUGACACACAGAAAUAUCAAACCAAUCUGUUUACCAUCUGGUACUGUUCCUCAACCAUCAAACAAUAUUAGUAUGAUUGCUAUAGGUUGGGGUACAGCAUCAACGUGGCCAAUAACACUUUCUCCAACUCUUCGUCAAGUUACGGUACAAUCCAUAGAAAAUACAUACAGUGGAUGUCAAUACCUUAUUUCUGAUAGUAAACUACAAUUUUGUGCUGGAGUACGAACAGGUAGCAAAGAUACUUGUUAUGGUGAUAGUGGUGGACCAUUAAUGGCAUUUGUUAAUAACAUUUGGCAACUUUGUGGUAUUACAUCCUAUGGAUAUGAAUGUGCAUUACCUGACUAUCCAGGAGUCUAUACUCGUGUUAGUUAUUACAUAAAAUGGAUGAAAUCUAUCAUGCCAUCCAACGAGAUUACAACAACUACAUCUAGCACAACCAAAAAACCAAUAACAACGUUGACUACCACAAAAAAAAACCCAAUGAGAACUACGACUACCACAAACAAAGCACCAACGAGAACUACAACUCGCACGAGCAAGCAACCAAUGGCAGUUAAAGUGGCAGAACUAGUAUUUCAAACAUCAAAUAAUGGUAAACAUUCAACAAUUGAACCAUUGUUUUUUAUAGUUUUUCUGUCAAUAAUAACUAGUAUAUAUCCAUUUCUUUUGUUAGUUUUUCUCUAA